AAUAUGCUAACAUGGACGAAGCGUGCAGGAUUUGCACCAUGAUCUUUGCUGUUUUCGAAGAAGGGCGUCGAACAAAAAGUGAUUAUUGACUUGAAAGUAGACGCGAUACUAAACAGAGCCUUUUAGGCGCUUUGUGGAUGUCCACGGCUCUGGCAGGACUGAUCUUAGUCCGUCACACUGAGCUGCUACAAUGUGCGUCCAGUGCCUCUCGAAGCUCCGCAGGAGAAGCAGAUCUUUAACCGGAUGAUGGACAGGAACUACCCGUGCUCAAGCUUCGCGGACGCGCUGGCUCCUCCAGCACAAACCGCAGCUUCUUGGGCCUAUGAACGUAGCGCUGCGAGUAUCAAGCCAAGCACCAGUUAUGGCACAACACAUGUUGACACAGAGGUUCUUCACCGGCAAAGUUACGUGUCCUCCCACCAGCUGCCCAACUACACUACAACAAACCUACCUGCUGGAGGCACGCUUGACACAAAUAGUCAUACUUCUGAGACCUCAAUUAUGAGCUUCUUGUCAGCCAUGGAGUCCAGAAGUCUUCAGGCAGGACCUGUUGGUGCCUCACUGCUUCCUCCUUUUAGACCACCAUCAUGGCCAGCUGGCACAAAUUCUACCACAGAGUUAUACUUGACUGGUGCCCUGCCAUCUACUGCCACUUUCCCAUCUACUGCUGCUCUUAUGUCUUAUCAACAUACCAGUGCCUACCCAUCCAGAAGUUGUGCUGCAAAUUCUCCUCCAGCUCUUCAGGACCCCGCCUUCAGCACUUCCACCAGUGGCUUGUUUCUUUCUCAUCACGACCCCCUUCUACAUCUCAAACCAAGUCAGACCAUGCUUCCUGCAGCGUUGGCCUUUUCUUCUCCCACUUUAGGCUCCACUUUACCAGUCCAGUCCUCCACAUACCGCUCAGCUCAGGAGUCAGCCCCUCACCUCCUUCAACCCCAGUUUAGCCUGCUUCCUUGUCCGUUAUCCACUCCUCAUGGACCUUCACAGCAAUUUGGCGCUACUGUAUUUUCAGGCUCUAUUGAGAGAGCUCUUCAGAGAGAAUGUAGUGUGAUCAAACACCACCAGAGGCCUUCUACAAACAUCACAGUUACCGAGCAGUCCCCGGACUCUGAGCAUGCACUACAAGGCUACUUUGGAACUGUCAGUGAUGAAGAGGUAUCUUAUCCACCUGAACCAUCUCGGCACUCCCCUGUGUCCUGCAGCCUUUCCACUGGAUCAGAUUCCUCCCAUGGAGUAGUUUCUCAAGCCAAAACCGAUUCAGUCACUGAGGCUUACUCAGCUAUUUCUGUGCCAAAGGCUAAAGAUAUCCAUCUAAAUGAUGUAGAUAAAGACAGUAACUAUAAAAACCAUAAUUCUCCAGGACAAAAGCAAAAUUCUGUGAUUGCUAAUCAGCAGUCCAUACAAUUGUCUGGCCCUAUAACCAGCAGUUCCCCUAUUUAUGUCAAUUCACAUGCUCAGUCACAACCUCCAUGUUCUUCUCCUAACAAACUGCCUGCACCUUCCAGCCAGUCGGGGAGUGCUUCAUCUGUCAAUCAGAGCCAUGUUUACUCCCCUGGUCAGGAGCAAGAGACGCAGUACACAGCCCAGGCUCAGGGCUUGUGUCAACAACUUGCUCUCUCUGAAAGUUAUGCUACACCCCACUCUCAGGGUACCCCUUUAAUGACUUACACAUCCCAGUCAGAGGUGCAAGCUUCAUUAACGUAUCCACACAGUUACGCCCCAGAGCAAUCCCUUAACUCAUCCUUUCCAACCACAUGUAUGGAGAGUCUUUCCACUUCUAAUUCUUCUCAGGUGUACUCUUUAAUUCAGGCUUCAGGAGAAAAGGUGCUUAACAACUUAUCUGCGCAAGAAGCACACAGCAACAAAUCAUUGCCCCUUUAUUCACUGUCAAUGCAGUCCUUACAAAAUAACAUCACAACUACAGUUCAAGACAUAAAGCCUGCAACGCAGCAGGUCUCAAUGUCUGUCAAUUUAGCUGAGAACAGUUUGAGUGCUCACAACAACAUUAUUUAUGUUGUCUCAAAGAUGGAAGACCACCAUAAAUUACAAAGUGUUAUUCGAAGCAGUUCACAAUCGGUUGACCAGGCAAAUGGACUGGGACCUGCAAAUAGAGCGCAGGUUAAAGAUGAAAGUACAGUCACAGUAGGCCAAGAACAUGCCCAUCAAACUACUGUCUCUGGGCAGCUAGCUUCCAGCAUAUCACCGACAGGCAAUAGUGUAGUAUGUUCCCCUCCACAAUUGAACCUAGAGCAAAAACUGCAUUCUUCACAGAUCAGAUCUCCUGAAUCUCAUCAACAAAGUCAUCAAAAUCCAAUUCAGGGCCUUGUUACACCAGGCCACACUCAGUUCAUAACGGUUCCCUGUAAUCAAGUUCUUAUUGACCCAAACCAGAUGAUCAGUCACAAUCAAGCCUCAUCAAAGGGGGUAUCUGUGCCAGGAAUACAACAGCCCCAAGGCCUGGGUCCAGUUCAUGUCCAGUAUCUUAAUAUGGAUCGAGACUUGCUAGGAUCGAGCAUGGCUGAGACCACACAUGAACAGGGGCAAUUUCAUGAGCAGAAUUCUAGAUGCCCUGAUUCUAAUCAUCCUCUUAUCCCAAAAAGCCACUAUGACCAGACAACAAGUCAACAGCUGAAUGAUGCUAAGAACCAUUUUGCUCUUAACUCAAUUUGCUUUUCCGACUCAGUGUUAGAUGAAAGGAAUAUUAUGUCUAAUGUUGAUGAUAUUUUGGCUGCUACAGUUGCAGCAUGUGGUGUCCAAGAUUUUGUGAAGGCAUCAUCUUCUGUUGAGUCUGAUAGGUCAAAAGUAAAUCCUGCUGAUCCCAAAAAUCAGUUUCAGACUUUAGAUAUGAGACAUAUAUCACCUAUUUUCUCCAGUGCACAAGAUCUCACAAAUGUUUCCUCCAGCACUGUGGCCAUAGCAUCGAAUGGAUCUCGUGUGACAUCAGGCUGUCACGGACCCUCCAUCCAUUUUAACCAUAAUCCUGAACAUCACACAAAUGAAGACAAAGACGGGUCAGAAAAUCACUUUAUAUAUGUCCCCUCUGGUAAUGAAAACCAAACCAAAGUAAGGUCAAUAUUAAGUAUGAAAACAGAGGAGGGUCCUAUGGAGUAUGCUGAUGGUGAAGCCAAAAAGAAGGGGAAGUCAUUAACCAAGCCAGGAGGUGACGAUGAUGCACAUGCUAAACGCAGUGGACAGGUGAAGCGGCAAAACUCCAGGCCAAGUGAUAUUUCACCUCCUGUCACAACAAAUUCAGUUGACAGUUGUCCACAGCAGGAACGAAUAAGGCAAAAGAUUCGGGAAGUGGAGGAGAAGCAACCAGAGGUUAAAAAUGGAUUCAUAGGUUCAUUUUUGGACUUUCUCAAAUCUGGCCCAAAACAGCAAUAUUCUCCCAGUCCUGCACGAACAAUCAGUCGGUCAAAGAAGCCUUGCAACCCACCCAAACCCCCUACAUGUACUGCAAGUACUUUACCAAGUGUAGCACCUAAACUACAGACUCUUACAGCAUCUUUAAUUCCUCAAGCAAGCCCAGUGGUGAACUCUCAUUCAAAACGCCUAGAUGAAGAUCUGCAGAGGAAUCUGGAGACACUGCCAUCAUUCAGCUCAGAUGAGGAGGAAAACACUGGGAAGAAUUUAGCUUUAAGGAAUAGCAUUAGCUCAGUGCUCUCAUCUCUGGAUGAAUCUUCAGAUAGGAAAAUACGAAUAGAUAACAGAAUUUCUAACCCUAUGUUGAAGCCUGAACAACCAGUCAUGGUGCCUGUUACUAUAACAGCCAUUUGUCUUCCACAAAUGCCUGCCCCUUCACAACAAAUAAAGAGUGCCACGAGACAGACGACUGUAGCUGCAGAGAAGCCCUCUGUGACCGCACCUUCCCAGUUGGCUGUUCAGCUGACAAGUGUGGCUCUGGAAGGACUCACAGAUGAUGAACUUUCUGAUAGCGGAGGAGAGGGAAUGUAUCGUGAAAGAGAUGAGUUUGUUGUCAGAAAUGAGGAUAUUGAACCGUUAAAGGUCACAAUGAAAGCAGGGAAUGAGCCCCCUGCUAUCUGGAAAGUUCAAAAGGCUUUGCUACAAAAGUUUGUGCCUGAGCUACGAGAUGGACGGAGAGUCUUCUCAGCCACAAACAGUUAUUUGGGGUAUUUUGGAGAUGCAAAAACCAUGUACAGACGGGUUUACGUAAAGUUUUUGGACACUGUCAAUAAGCGAGAGUAUGUCAGAGUUUGUAGUAGAAAACCUCGCUGCAAGCCUAUGACUUCCUUAAGAGGUGUGCAGGUUAAAGCCCUGCUUGGCUUGACAGCCAAUACUUGCAACACCUCAUUGUGCCAAAAGCCCCGACCCAAACAACCUAAGUCCAGGGCAGAGCCACCACCCAAAAAACGCCGGAAAUGGAAGGAGGAGUUUUCAUCUACUCAUUCAGACUCUUCUGCUGAAGAAAAUGACUUAAAUCCUCCAGUUCCCUUUACUUCACGUCUGCUGAACACAAGGACAAUGAAGGAGACAUUUAAGGGCUUUGUGGAACUGCUCAUCAGUAUUGCAUUAGAUGAGGAUUUGAUAACCGCUUUAGAGAGAUCAAAUGAUGACGUACUACUACCACACAUGAAGAAGGUGGAUGGGAUGAUUACAGACAACAGGAAACGUUUACUUCUCAAACUUCCUAUUGAAAAUAUUUUUAAGACGGCCUUGGACAGCUUUCCUGAGAUUGCCGUAGUGACGGAAAUGAAAAAAGAUGGCGAAACUCCAACCUUCAAAAUUCGUCUAAGUGGGAGGGCCUACAACAAAAAAACAAUGAAACCCUACAAGUUACCAAACAAAGUGCCACAGGAAUACACUGUUAAUCAACAGCAAACUCAGUGGUUCUCUUUGUACCACUCUUUACAACAUUACAAGUACCACACAUACCUCAUGUGUAAAAAUGAGAUUGAGUCUCUGCGUGUCCAGGCGGGAGAACUGGGACAGGAGCAGACCGUACAGAAGUGCCUGCAGAACGGAGCGUGGUUGGAGGGCCUCUUUGAUCGCUUUGGAGAGCUAAUCAAUCAAGUGCAGCAGGUCUGCCGAUGAUCUUCACUUGUUUAGACUGGUGACAGAAAUAUUUGAACUCAUCUGAUCGGAUUUGUGAUAUCAAAAUUCCUUUUGCCUUUUUGAGUGUGUGAGACAAGUUACUUCAGGUUUUUCAUCAAACUCGAAUGUAACUUAAAGAAUGUGACAGACUUGGAAAGCUACUUGUCUCUGUGUAGGGUUUUGUAGGAAACAUAUUUUUAAUGUUUGUUGUUUGUAUGUUUGUAUGUUUUUAAGUAUUUUUUUUAAAUGAUAAAAUGUUAUAACACAUUGUUGUAUAUUAAGAUAGAAAGUCCUUGGCAUAACAUAGUCCUGAGAUUAAAUAAAUUAAAAAGUAUAGACAUAUGCCUACAAUAGACUUGAAUAGUUCUAUACUUCAGAUAACGUACACAUAUAAUUUUUUUUUUUUUAAUUUAAACAAUAAUUUUAUAUAACUGUUGUUUACAGCUUGGAAACAGCAUUUUUGUCUAUAAGCAUUAUGUACAUUUUGUGUACAUAAACACUGGUGAAAUUAUGCAAACUCAGUUCUUCCAAAUUUUAUCUUCCAAUACAUUUUUUAAAAUGGAAUGGAAGGACUGUAUUCAAUGAAUAUCAUUUCACUGUUCCUGUAAAGUUGCUUUAGUACUUUCUCAAAUAUCCCAUUUUAAACCAAAUAGAUUUCUAUUUACGCUAAUAUUUUUAUACAUUUCCACAACAAAUUUCUGUGAACCAAGAAAUUGGUUUUAUGCUAUGACUUUGAAAUACAGUUUCUAAAUAAAGUCCUGUAUGCUUUUUCUUGAU
Molecule: messenger RNA, 5829 nt
Organism: Boleophthalmus pectinirostris (great blue-spotted mudskipper)
Lineage: Eukaryota; Metazoa; Chordata; Actinopteri; Gobiiformes; Gobiidae
Gene: qser1
Product: glutamine and serine rich 1
Exons: 13
Coding region: 244-5052 (1602 amino acids)
Source: RefSeq, a predicted model, not a curated record